UUUGUUCAAGCCGAAGAAGACACGAGGCGACUGCUGCUGAGCCACGUGUGGUUCGUCACUUAGUUGUAGUUUGUCAGUCUUCCACCGCAGACCUACAGCUCUUUAACACCCACAAUGGACGGCAUGGACGAGGAAACAAUGGCACCACAGACGUUUCUUUACGGCUGCGUGUUGGAGGCUGGAAAAGACGUGGAGUUCAAUCCCGAUGAUGACGACUUUGAGCAUCAGCUAGAUCUCAGGAUGGCCUGUGUGGACUCCACCACAAAAGAUGUACUCCACACAGUGGAAGUGGAAGGACAUGACGCAGAGGGUCAGAAAGUCACAGCAGUCCUGGUCUCGCUUAAACCUUCGACCCUGCCAAGUGUUUGUCUCGGGAGUUUCACAAUCACACCGCCUGCAGUUUUCCGUCUGAAGGCUGGUUCUGGUCCAGGUCCAAUCCAUAUCAGUGGACAACACCUCGUCAUGAUGGACGCUGAUCAGUCUUUUGAUGAAGAUGAUGAGGAGGAGGAAGAAGAGGAGGAGGGUGAGGGUGUGACGGCGUCAAAGAAAAGACCCGCGUCCUCUCCUGCACUUAAAUCUCUGAAAAAAAUGAAAAUGGACGUCGACGACGAUGAUGACGAGGAUGAGGACGACGACGAUGAUGAGGAGGAGGAGGAGAGCGAGGAGGAAGAAUCACCCGUUAAGGCCAAACCAACCAAACAGUCAGCGGCUCAGAACGGCAAGAGUUCAAAACCCAGCACACCAGCAAAGCAGAAUAAAGGCAAAGGCGAGAAGUCCCCCAAAACCCCACCUACUCCCAAAGCAAACCUAACACUUCCUGAGAUUAAAGCCAAGUUAAUGGAGGCAGUGAAGAAGGGAGUGACAUUACCUAAACUCCAGCCUAAGUUUGAGAACUUUGUGAAGAACGGAUAUAAAGUCUCAGAUGCCAAGAAUGUUGCCGAGCUGUGGAAGUGGAGACAGGCACUGAAGGAAACUAAAUAACAGCCCGAAUAAACGCCAUUAGUUUUAUCGUCUCUUUUUAUGACUUCUUUAUAUCCAUAGCACCUCGUAAAACCCUCAAAAAGCCAAACUCAAAUCCCUUCCACUUGUCAUGAAUCUGUUCCGUCUAAUCCAGCUCGAGCUGCGCCCUGUAUGAAAAGACGGGAUCAGCAGUGAUGUGGAUGGUGACGGUUAACUCUCACAGGGCCAGAGAAAUCCAUCCAUUUGUUGAAUAAAUGAGAACCAACUUUCAAAAUCUGAAGCUUUGUAAAUGUGUAAAUAAAAUUGUCGCCACAUUUUCAGGAGCACUUGUAUGCACGGACAAUAAAACAUGUAUCUGUCCAUUACAUGACAGAAUAAGGACAAAUAAGAAAGCAUUUUCCCAUUCAUUGAAUGCAGCUGAUGUCCAAUAGGGGUAAAAACUUAUUGAGUGACUGAAUGAAAGAAUUUGCAAACAAAUUUUUAUGAGUCGCCUAAAACUUUGCACGACUGCGUUGCAUGUAUCGUCCAGAAGUAAAAGCCCUCUUGUCAUCGAAGUUAACAGAAUCGGCACAUGAUGUCAUAUUUGUUCAAGUUGGGUGAAGUGUGUCUGUGCUUCACCCAGCAUCAUUCCAUGUUUACACGAAACGACUUUGUCAGACUUGAUUAUGCGUUGGGUUUGGAUGGACUCUUCCCAGAUUGAUGAAAUAAAACGUAUAAUGUGGA
Solea senegalensis (Senegalese sole) is the source of this 1683-nucleotide messenger RNA. RefSeq names its product nucleophosmin 1a (gene npm1a). The record is from RefSeq and is a predicted model, not a curated record. Gene Ontology annotation, cellular component: ribonucleoprotein complex; nucleoplasm; centrosome. The transcript is spliced from 11 exons. NCBI's taxonomy places the organism in Eukaryota, Metazoa, Chordata, Actinopteri, Pleuronectiformes, Soleidae. Gene Ontology annotation, biological process: ribosomal large subunit export from nucleus; ribosomal large subunit biogenesis; regulation of centrosome duplication. Gene Ontology annotation, molecular function: chromatin binding; RNA binding; histone binding. Bases 115 to 981 code for a protein of 288 amino acids.